Messenger RNA from Nerophis ophidion (straightnose pipefish), 3714 nucleotides. RefSeq names its product DEAH (Asp-Glu-Ala-His) box helicase 30 (gene dhx30). Gene Ontology annotation, cellular component: nucleus; intracellular anatomical structure; cytoplasm. Gene Ontology annotation, molecular function: G-quadruplex RNA binding; ATP binding; DNA helicase activity. The transcript is spliced from 18 exons. The coding region runs from base 37 to 3483 and encodes 1148 amino acids. Lineage: Eukaryota; Metazoa; Chordata; Actinopteri; Syngnathiformes; Syngnathidae. The record is from RefSeq and is a predicted model, not a curated record.
GCCAUACCGUAGAAGAAGCUAUUUUGUAAUCUAAAGAUGGCGCAACCCGGUGUUUUACUCGUGCGUGUGAGAGCGCUGUGUCGCCUCAGCAAAUGUCUUCAAACGGGAGGACCAACGGCGUCGAACUGGGGUUGGCACAUGCGCUGGUGUCAAACACCUACCGCCAGCUUUAGGGUUUACAGCACGUCACAUUUCCAAUAUAAAGAAGGGAACAUUAACUCCAACUUGCUGGAUGAGUUUCCGGACCCCAAAUGUCUCCUCCAUAACACGAUCUCUCGUUCAUCGGGAGUCAAAGACCUGUCUCACCUCAUCCAGUACACCUGCACCGAGGGAGAUGGCGUCAAGAGAGCCACUGUUACCGUACUCUGGCCCUGCAAGUUUGAGAAAGAAGGUUUCGCCUCCAGGAAAGUAGAUGCAGAGAGAUUCGCUGCGGCUGCUGCUUGCCACCAGCUCAAAGAAAUGGGUGUAAUCGGCCGAAAAAAUCAGCUCCCCAGAAAUAGCUUCAGCAGAUGGAGAGGAGUGAAAUCAUCUCUCUAUGAUGUCGAUGAAGACCCCCCGAUUGACGAGGUCCAAGAUUCUACAACAGAAUUGUCGCCACCUCUACCCGAAAGCCGGUCAGAUUUUGCCGAAGCGCUUUCUCUCUUCCCUUCUCCUAUAGGGCUGUUAAGCAAGGUGUUGCAGGUGGCCACUGGCGGUAACAACAUCAAAGAGCAGAUAGAGUACAACAUAAGCGGAGGGAAGCUCAAAAGUUGUGAGCUGACCCUGCGCUGGCCGCAGGAAAUGACUUUCACAGCGAGGGCGAGCAACAAGGGUGAAGCAAAGAAGCGGGCAGCGGCUCUUGCCUGCAUGCGACUGAAGGAGCUCCAGCUUCUAGAUGGGAACAACAAUCCUCUCACUCAUGCCGGGUACCACAAGGAGAAGGUGAGGGAAGCGGCAAAGAGUGGGCGGCGUGCUCUUCAGGUGCAAGUCCCGGACUACCUUAAGGAAUGUAUGAGGGAAUAUCUCGCACAGUACCCAGUAGAUGCAGAGCUGCUGAAACUCUGCGAGGAAGGGAAAGAAGAGCAGAUAGCAAAGGAGGAAGACAACUUGGUGAUAGACGCCAUCACAGGAAAGCCAUACAGGCCGCUGUCUCCACAGGAGGUCCAGUACCUCAACGACCACCUGCAGAACAAGUGGAAGAGUGCCUCCCCCGGCCUGAGUGUGACGCUGCCAGUGGACAGCCAUCGGCAGCGCGUCAUCUCGGCCGUGCAAUCUUCCAGGGCGGUCGUGAUUGCCGGAGAGACCGGAUGCGGCAAAACCACACGUAUCCCACGAUUCCUCCUGGAGGAGUGCGUGAUGGCAGGGCAGGGGGCUCAGUGUAACAUCUUGGUGACCCAACCUCGCCGAAUCAGCGCUGUGUCGGUCGCCCAGCGCGUUGCCCAGGAGAUGGGCCCUGCUCUCAAACGCUCUGUGGGAUAUCAGGUGAGACUGGAAAGCAGACCACCAGAACAGAGCGCCGGAGCCUUGCUCUUCCUUACAGUCGGUGUCCUGCUGAGGAAGCUUCAGUCCAACCCCACUCUGAAGGGAAUAAGCCACGUGGUGGUGGACGAGGUGCACGAGCGUGACGUCAACACAGACCUGCUGCUCGCACUGUUGCGCUCUACCAUGGAAAAAAACGCUGACCUGCGCGUGGUGCUCAUGAGCGCCACCGGAGACAACCAGCGGCUGGCUCGCUAUUUCGGGGACUGUGUUAUUGUGAAAGUACCUGGAUUCAUGCAUCCUGUUCAAGAGAAAUAUUUGGAGGACAUCCUGGGAGAAAUGGGGCGCCGCUUGCCUGUUGAAAAGAGCGAUGAUGCCUCUCCAGAUCUGGAUCUUGUUGCUGAUGUCAUUGAACACAUUGACAGACAUGGACAACCAGGUGCAGUGUUGUGUUUCCUGCCCGGGUGGCAGGACAUUAGGACCGUUCAGCAGCUGCUCGAGAUGAAGCCGCACUUUUCCUUUGGCUCUCAGAUGAUCCUGCCGCUGCACUCUAGUUUAUCAGUGGCAGAUCAGCAGGCGGUGUUCGAUCACCCCCAAGAGGGCCGAAGAAAAAUUGUUCUGGCCACCAAUAUAGCCGAGACCGCUAUCACCAUAGAUGAUAUUGUGCAUGUUGUGGAUUCAGGAAGCCACAAAGAGCAUAGUUACGACCCAUGCACUAAAGUGUCUUGUCUGGACACGGUGUGGAUAUCUCAAUCCAAUGUCACCCAAAGAAAAGGAAGAGCGGGGCGCUGUCAACCGGGACAGUCGUAUCAUCUGUUCUCACGAAAACAUCUGGACUCUAUGAGCCUUUUCCCCAUUCCGGAGAUCCUGCGCACCCCCCUGGAGAGCUUGGUGGUUCAGGCCAAAAUUCACAGUCCAAAAUGCAAGGCUGUAGAGUUCUUAUCGCAAGUGUUAGACAGCCCAGAGCAGGGAGCGGUGGCAGACGCUGUCCAAAAUCUGCAAGAUAUCGGAGUUCUUGACAGGUCCGAAACGCUGACAUCUUUAGGAGAGCGUGUGGCCUCCAUGUCAUGUGACCCACGUCUGGGCAAAGUUCUGGUCCUGAGCACAAUGUUCAGGUGUGUCCUACCCAUAUUGUCCAUAGCUGCCUGUCUGACCCGGGAUCCUUUCUACAACAGCCUGCAAAACCGAUCGUUGGUCACCAAGGCCAAAGCCAAACUGAGCGGCUCCAGCUGUAGUGACUACUUGGUGUUCAGCCGAGCCGUGUUGGGAUGGAGAAGGCUUCAGCAAGAGGGCUACCGCGAGGAAAGAGACGAUUAUCUACAAACGAACAUCUUGUCAAGGCCUGCCCUCCGAUUCAUCAAUGGCUUGAUUUCUCAGUUCAGCGACAACCUGCGCGAGGCUCAGCUGGUGUCCCAUGCUAACGAGUGUCAGCGUUACUCUUCACGCCUCAACGAGCACAGCGAGCAGGAGCAGCUUCUGAAAGCGCUGCUGCUGGCUGGACUCUACCCCAACCUCAUCCAGGUGAAGAAGGGCCUUGUGGCCAAAGGGGGGCGCUUCCGUCCCAACCGCCUGUCUUUCCGCACGCUUAGUGGCCAAGUCCUGCUUCACCGCUCCUCCGUGAACAAAGGAAACGAGGCGCUGCCUUGUCGAUGGCUCACCUUCUUUGGCGCCGUCAAGUCCAGCGGCGUUGUUUUCAUUCGCGACUCGUCCGCGGUGCAUCCACUCGCCCUGUUAUUGCUCACAGAUUGUGACAUCAAUGAGACAGUAAGUGGAAACAUGGUGGAGGUGUCCUUCCAUGGUCGCUCGCUCGUGCGCUGUCAGCUAGCGGCCGACACGUGGGAGCUUCUGUGGGAGCUGCGCACGUCUAUUCAGGCCAUGCUCCAGCGCAACCUCAGCAACCCCAGGAACGCAGCCAUCCACCAGGACCAGGACGGCAAGCUUGUCUCGCUGCUGGUGAAUCUGCUCAACGACACCAACCAGAAAGCGUGGGCUUGUAAUGACAGAAACGACACAGAGGUGGACUGAGGACGGAAAGGCAACAGAAGGUGACGCCGUCGUAUUUAUUGAGCUCUUGAGAUAAUGCAAGUACCCUUUUCGAUGGGUACUUAAAAUAUUGAACAAUUCAAGGCUCCACAUUGUCCAGUCUGGGGAAUAAAAUCAUGAACUUGGGUUAUGCAGCCCCAUAUGUAUUGCUUUAUUAGAAGCAGAAGUUUGUUGAUGUUCAUUUGUAAAUAAAAUGACAUCUGAUUGACCUAA